AUGGCCGACACCAGACAGCUCAAGCUGCGCCGUGUCAUCGGGUACAAUGGCACGUACCCGGACACGCUCAUCUACACGACGGACGGCAAGUACCUCAUCUACUCGCUCGGACUGGCGGUUGUGGUCAAGGACAUCAAGCGCAACACGCAGUGCUUCCUUCGCGGCCACACGGAUGUGAUCACGUGUCUGGCGAUCUCAAAUGACGGCUCCAAGCUCGCGUCCGGACAGCAGAGCAAGAGUCGAGGCAACAAGGCCCCCGUAAUCGUCUGGGACCUCGCUGAGGCCACCACGCGCCUCUCAGCGUCGGCGGAUGGUGGUGACGGCGACCGUGGCGACAAUUUCGUGGCCUUCCGUCUCGUGCUGCACAUGGGCAAAGUGCAGGCGCUGGCCUUCUCCGCUAAGGACAGCUUCCUGUUCACGGUGGGCGGUCAGGACGACAACGCACUUGUGUGCUGGAACAUGGAGAAUGGUGAGCCAAUCUGCGGCACGCCGUCCGGGGACGACUCGACGCUCGUAGUCGCUGCGUUUAACCGUGAGGCGAAUGAUGAACUGUUGGUCACGGGUGGCAACUACAUGAUCACCGUUUGGCGCGUAGAGAUCAAGAACCGCAAGUUCCACGCGCUGCGUGCCAACCUGGGGAAUCUCAAGCGCAUUGUGACGUGCAUUGGCGUGUCGCCGGACGACAAAGUGGCGUACUGCGGCACCAAAACCGGCGACUUGCUCGAGAUCCUGCUCGACUGCGAUCUCACCAACCCCAAUUGUCUGUUCCCACCCGUCGGAACGCACAAGCCGCGAUACAGCCGCACCACCAAGGAGCGAUUCAGCCAGGGAGUUGUCACUCUGCUCGUGCACGACAAUGAGGAGAACCGCCGCUUUGUCCUGAUCGGUGCAGGGGACGGAAACCUUGCAGUGCUGAAGCUCGGACCCGCGAGCGUGGCCUCGGACGGAUCCAAGACGCAACCUAUUGCUACGGCUUGUAUGGAGAAGCUCAUGGGCGGUAUCACGGCGCUGAGUGAAGGAAAACACGGCGACUUUUAUGCUGGAACGAACCACUCCAACAUGUAUCAGUUCCAGCUCGCUGAGGACCCGAGCUCCGGUGGCAACGGGUCGCGCUCGAACAACCGUCCCGGUAGUGCAGCCCCCAGUGGCACGGGACUGCGCGUGGUGCUUCGCUCUACCUGCCACUACGGCAGCAUCAACGACGUCGUGUUCCCCAGCUCGGCCACGCGCAGUCCGACGGACAACUCGCACUUGUUCCUCACGUGCGCCAAGACGGACAUUCGCAUCUGGAACGCUCGGCGUUGUCAGGAAAUUCUGCGCGUACAGGUGCCCAACCUCGUUUGCAACUGCGUAGAGCUCACACGUGACGGAGGACUCGUGGUGAGCGGCUGGGACGACGGCAAAGUGCGCGCAUUUUACCCGGAGAGUGGCAAGCUCAAGUUCGUCAUCCAAGACGCGCACAAUGAGGCGGUGACGGCCAUCGCGGUGUGUCCUCCAGCGUCCUUCUCCUCGUCCGCAUCUUCUUCGUCGUCCUCCUCAGCGGCUGAAUGGAGACUAAUUACCGGUGGCAAGGAUGGACGUGUGCGCGUGUGGCGCAUUACUCCGUCUCGACAGACCAUGGAGGCGUCUCUCAAGGAGCACCGCGGCCCCGUGAACGCAAUUCAAGUGGUGCAAGACUGCACCGCGUGUGUGAGCGCGUCUUCGGAUGGGUCCUGCAUCGUGUGGAACCUCGAGACCUUCGUACGCACCCAGGCCAUGUUCGCGUCCACCGUCUUCCGCCGCGUGCUCUACCACCCGGACGAGAGUCAACUGCUCACGUGCGGCUCCGACCGAAGGAUCACCUACUUCGACGCCUACGACGGCGAGGCCAUUCGCUUCUUGGAAGAGGCCGCGGAGCUCGAGAUGCUGGCCAUGGACAUUGAGCACAGCGGCACGCUGUUCGCCACCGGCGGACGCGACGGAAUGCUCAAGCUGUGGCAUUACGACAACGGCGAGACGGUGGCCAUCGGCCGCGGCCACAGCGAAGCCAUCAAUGCAGUCAAGAUCUCGCCGGACCGCAAGGAGAUCGUCACCGUCGGCUCCGAAGGCGCCAUUAUGAUCUGGGAAAUGGGCGACUUGCUGGAGCAAGCACGCGGUUAA
This is a messenger RNA of Phytophthora sojae, 2139 nucleotides long. RefSeq lists its product as hypothetical. The coding region runs from base 1 to 2139 and encodes 712 amino acids. Lineage: Eukaryota; Oomycota; Peronosporomycetes; Peronosporales; Peronosporaceae. The record is from RefSeq and is a predicted model, not a curated record. The transcript is spliced from 2 exons. Gene Ontology annotation, biological process: cilium assembly. Gene Ontology annotation, molecular function: protein binding.